AUGUAUAGCCAUGUAUACCCAUGUAAUGCCAUGUAUUACCAUGUAUUACCAUGUAUAGCCAUGUAUUGCCAUAUAUUACCAUGUAUAGCCAUGUAUUACCAUGUAUACCCAUUUAAUGCCAUGUAUUACCAUGUAUUACCAUGUAUAGCCAUGUAUUACCAUGUAUACCCAUGCAUAGACAUGUAUUGCCAUGUAUUACCAUGUAUUGCUAUGUAUUACCAUGUAUCGCCAUGUAUUACCAUGUAUAGCCAUGUAUACCCAUGUAUACCCAUGUAAUGCCAUAUAUUGCCAUGCAUUACCAUGUAUAGCCAUGUAUUACCAUGUAUAGCCAUGUAUACCCAUGUAUACCCAUGUAAUGCCAUAUAUUGCCAUGCAUUACCAUGUAUAGCCAUGUAUUGCCAUGUAUAGCCAUGUAUAGCCAUGUAUACCCAUGUAAUGCCAUGUAUUGCCAUGUACUACCAUAUAUAGCCAUGUAUUGCCAUGUAUAGCCAUGUAUAGCUAUGUAUACCCAUGUAAUGCUAUGUAUUGCCAUGUAUUACCAUGUAUAGCCAUGUAUUGCCAUGAAUUACCAUGUGUAGCCAUGUAUUACCAUGUAUUACCAUGUAUCGCCAUGUAUUACCAUGUAUAGCCAUGUACAGCCAUGUAUAGCCAUGUAUAGCCAUGUAUUGCCAUGUAUUACCAUGUAUAGCCAUGUAUACCCUUGUAAUGCCAUGUAUUGCCAUGUAUUACCGUGUAUAGCCAUGUUUACCCAUAUAAUGCCAUGUAUAGCCAUGUUUAGCCAUGUAUUACCAUGUAUAGCCAUCUAUUGCCAUGUAUUACCAUGUAUAGCCAUGUAUAGCCAUGUACACCCAUGUAAUGCCAUGUAUUGCCAUGUAUUACCAUGUAUACCCAUGUAUACCCAUGUAAUGCCAUGUAUUUCCAUGUAUUACCAUGUAUAG
This is a messenger RNA of Porites evermanni, 938 nucleotides long. The record is from the annotation of a GenBank genome assembly. NCBI's taxonomy places the organism in Eukaryota, Metazoa, Cnidaria, Anthozoa, Scleractinia, Poritidae.